AUGGGAGCAUCACCGAGUGUCUUGAACCUAACUCGCCUUGAAUGCCCGUCACCAGCGACUGCUAGGAUGGAGGAUAAGACACUGUGUGACGAGUAUUACUUCAUCGUUGGCCGUCAGGAGAAGAAGUUGAUGCUAAGGAGUGGCAGCCUCCUACCCAAGUGCCGAUUACGGGCGUAUCGUAAAGACGACCCGAACUGGCGUGCAGAAUUGCUUGUUUUUAACGACGAUUAUUAUCGUUUGAGACGAAGCGGUGUGGGUGUCGAAAUGGAGGCACAGUUUCCGAUUGCAUAUGAAGGGGAAUGGUCAGUUGAGGGGGUUCCUGCUGGCUUUGGUGUGCUCCUUUACUCUAAUGGUAACUGCUAUAUAGGAGAAGUACAGUGUGGCUGUCCCUGGGGGUUGGGCCUACUCAUAAGUGAUGAAAACAAGGAGGGCUUGAGAGUGUGCUUGGGAACCUUCCGGAAGGGGUCUUUGGUAGGGGAAGACCCUAGGGUCGUCAUGGUUAGUAACCCUCGACCCUCCGAGGUGCCCUUGGGCGAGGAGGAAGAAGGGGACGUCUGCGUACGCCUGGUGCCGCUGCCCUCUGCCCCUCCUCAUGGUCGUAUCCAUCUCGAUGGAGACAUCACUAUAAAACGCUCAACUGCCUGGGUGAAUAGUUUCACUCGACUUUGCCGAAUUUCAUCUCGAGAGGAUGCGGCAAUUGACGUAGUGAAGAUAUAUGGCGCUUACAAAGCCCCUGAUGGCAACUUCUACUUAGCGACUCAGUGUUUCGUGGAUGCCAAUGGCUACCCUUUGCACGAUAUCAAGAGGGCUUCAACGGUGAUAGGGAGUGAGAGGAAGAAGAAGGCAGAAAUGACCGAGGAGGAAUAUAAAAAUUCCGCUCGGCUCGGGAACACUACCAAUAGUGAUAGUGACUAUGUGCUGAUAUUUACGUAUAGACUGUGUAAGGCCUUGGAGUGUCUUCACCGCUAUGGAGGAGUCUCCUACAAUGGGCAGUUGUCGUUUGGUGACAUCCUUUUUAGGGAGGGCAAGGAGGGUUUACGAAUCACCCCCACGGUCCGAGCAGUAGACUACUAUCUUGAUACCGUUGGUUUGCUCACCGACAUGGUUGCAUGGUUUCCCCCAUCGCAGAAGAGAUCGGUGACAAAGUAUAGUAGUUUAUCCACGUAUCGCACCUGGGCUCCCGAGACGGUGUUGCAAGUUGUAUACACUCCUCCGCUGACAGCAGCUUUGAUGACUCUGUUACGGCCAGGGCAAGAGGCUCCCCAGAGUGGACCGUCCUCCGACGUAUGGUGUCUGGCGGCUAUCACUCACUACCUGAGCUGGGCUCCUGUAGUGGCAGUCAACACGCCCGAGGAUGAUGAUGAUGAUGAUGAGGGGUCGCAGGUGGGCAGGGAGGGCGGCAAUGCGGUUUUCAAGGAGUGGGAGGAGCCGAGCGAAGGCCUCACUAGGGCUCAGUGGUCGGCGUUACUCGCGGUAGUUCCUCUACUGGGGAGGCCGCCGCCGCGGCCACCAUCGCUGUUGUUGGUCUACGACGAUAGUAGGAGGCUGGAGGAGCAGUACGAGAGAGUAAAGCAUAUACUCAACACUGGAGGGGACAUCAGAAGGGGGCGCCCCUCGUUAUCGUCACUACUAGAGCUCAUCAAGACUCGCAUGCCCGCUGUGGAGGCAGCCGGAGGGACGCUGCGGAAACACUAUAGGCCACGAGCUCGGAAGGAGGCUGAAGAUUCCAAUACGGCAGAUGUAACGGCGGCGGUGGGGGCCACGAGUGGCAGUGGGUAUGAUGAGAAUUUGCGGAAGGUCAUGGACAGCACCGCUGCGACGGCGUCUAGGCUCUCCUCGAGAUUAGGGCAAUCGUCCACGAAGUUCUUCGCGUCGUUUGUCGGUGGAAUAUCAGCAGCAGUUGCAACAGGGGGUGGGAGGCCGCAAGGAGGAGGUGGGGGCAUUAGGUUGGGGGCGCAGCCGAAUGAGGAGGAAGAGGAGUGGAUGCGGCAGUUGAGGGUAGCAACGGACGAGGCCCCUCCUCCUCCCCCUCCUCCUCCUGUGAUGAGGACAACUUCUGAUAUCAAAUCGGUGGUGGCUGAUACGUUCGCUGCAGUAGCUGUGGAGCCUAUGGAGGGUGGAGAGGGAGCACCUUCGAUGGACAGUGACUCCUCCUCUUCGGGGGAGGGAGGCACACCAAGCUCUAUUGUGGGCUUGCUGUCCUCACCAAUGCCAGAGGCUGCUGCUACUGUGACUACUGAUAAUACGCCUGUUAUCACCACUGAGGAGGCGGCUGCUGCUACUGUGACUACUGAUAAUACGCCUGUUAUCACCACUGAGGAGGCGGCUGCUGCUACUGUGACUACUGAUAAUACGCCUGUUAUCACCACUGAGGAGGCGGCUGCUGCUACUGUGACUACUGAUAAUACGCCUGUUAUCACCACUGAGGAGGCGGCUGCUGCUACUGUGACUACUGAUAAUACGCCUGUUAUCACCACUGAGGAGGCGGCUGCUGCUACUGUGACUACUGAUAAUACGCCUGUUAUCACCACUGAGGAGGCGGCUGCUACUGUGACUACUGAUAAUAUGCCUGUUAUCACCACUGAGGAGGCGGCUGCUGCUACUGUGACUACUGAUAAUACGCCUGUUAUCACCACUGAGGAGGCGGCUGCUACUGUGACUACUGAUAAUACGCCUGUUAUCACCACUGAAGAGGCGGCUGCUGCUACUGUGACUACUGAUAAUACGCCUGUUAUCACCACUGAGGAGGCGGCUGCUGCUACUGUGACUACUGAUAAUACGCCUGUUAUCACCACUGAGGAGGCGGCUGCUGCUACUGUGACUACUGAUAAUACGCCUGUUAUCACCACUGAGGAGGCGGCUGCUGCUACUGUGACUACUGAUAAUACGCCUGUUAUCACCACUGAGGAGGCGGCUGCUGCUACUGUGACUACUGACAAUACGCCUGUUAUCACCACUGAGGAGGCGGCUGCUGCUACUGUGACUACUGAUAAUACGCCUGUUAUCACCACUGAGGAGGCGGCUGCUGCUACUGUGACUACCGUUCCUACGGAAGUUCUCUCGUUAGCAUCGAUUGUGAAGGACCCCAUCAGUAGCAGGGAGAUCUCCCCAAGAGCCCCACUUCUAUCCACCCUAGGGGCUCCUACUACUCUAGACAGUGGUGCUGGUGUGGGGGCUAAGGCCUGCAAUACUACUAGAGUCGGCAGUGAUGCUCCUGCCGCUACUAGCAAUGUCGAUGUGAUACCUGCUUUAUCGGCUUCCUCUUCAUCGCUCCACGAUGUAGAACAUAUCCCAGCCAGGAGUGAGAGUGUUGCCAUGGCCGAGCAGAAGCUUGUUGACACCACCACCAUCAUAACUCCUCCCGCGGCGUAUGGCAUCUCCGAUAAGAACAUCAUGGAGAGCUCUAGGGUAGAUUCAGCGAACCGCUCCUCCGAUGAGCAUCGCAGUAGUCUCGAUAGAGUUGCAGCUCCCAUACGACUGCCACCUAGUGACGAGUCUUCGGUUACGGGAGGGAGCGGAUCUAGAUUGCCCCUUGUGGCUCCAGGGAAAGAGGGAAACACUCAUACUGAUGCUGUUACCAUUGAUGCAUCAACACAAAGAGCCAACUUGUCUUCGUUACCGACUUCGCGACAAAUACCCUCCGACUCGGCACCUCCGACGGGUGGCAAGGAGGCCAGUCUGACUGAUAACACUCCGCUGCAACACCCAUCGUUCCUGCCAUACCAGCCACCGUCUGUUGCCGGCAAUAUGCCCUCGCAUUCGUUCGUUGAUAAAAUCACAUCACCACCGCCGCCGCCGCCACCGCCACCACCACCGCCUGCGGCACCAAGCUCUUCUUUCUGGCACUCUCUGUCAUCAACUAUGAGGGCUAGUCCCGGUGGCGAUACUAUGAAGGCUUUCUUUUCUAAUGCUGCGGCAUCCAUCGCAGCGGGGAGAGAGAAGCAUCAAGUACGCCCAGCGGGGUCUGCCGUCACAUUGGGAACGACGAUGAGCAAUCUGCUUGGACCGUCUUUUGAUUCCACAUCGCAUGCUGCCGGCCAGCCUGCUCCAUCACAUUCGGGUCAGAAGGAGCAGCAACAGAAUACCAAUCGGGACGACUAUGAUUUGUUGGAUCUGUUCUUCGUUGUUUCUGUCAUACUGAGUUUCGAGUUCAUCCCGCUGAGUAUGAAGAAAUCGUCGGCAUGGAUUUAA
Molecule: messenger RNA, 4191 nt
Organism: Perkinsus marinus ATCC 50983
Lineage: Eukaryota; Perkinsozoa; Perkinsida; Perkinsidae
Exons: 11
Coding region: 1-4191 (1396 amino acids)
Source: RefSeq, a predicted model, not a curated record